Molecule: messenger RNA, 3416 nt
Organism: Cucurbita moschata (crookneck pumpkin)
Lineage: Eukaryota; Viridiplantae; Streptophyta; Magnoliopsida; Cucurbitales; Cucurbitaceae
Exons: 16
Coding region: 156-3044 (962 amino acids)
Biological process (GO): carbohydrate metabolic process
Molecular function (GO): alpha-amylase activity; calcium ion binding
Source: RefSeq, a predicted model, not a curated record
UUGGAGCUUCUUUUUCUUCCACUGCUCUUUGUAAGAAUCCACCCUUACCUGAUUCAUCGUCUAUUACAUUUUCUGUUUCCUACUCUUUCCAAGUCGAUAUCUGAAGAAUGCGAUUCCUGUUCUCCAUUUGAUUUCGCCAUUCAAAUCAGGAAGUAAUGGGUCCAUUCCCUUUACUUGACGCAGCUAUUGAAAUCCUUCCGCGUUGCCCUAUUGUCACUCCAGGCUCAUCAUAUGGCAGACGGUCAUCAAAUUGCCAUCACAAUCUACGAACAGUUACAGUUACCUGGAAGCGGAAAGUAUCAUACACUGACAACUUCCUGCAUAAACCAAUUACUGUUGCCUUUUCUAGCCGGGACCAUUCAAACGAUCCUUCAACUGGAAGAAGUGAAAUAUUGGGGUCAGAAGAAGAUGAAAUUCUUGCAGUUAAAAAGGCGCUUUUGGAGUCUCAAACAAGACAAGAAGCUGUAGAGAAAGAGACAGACCAACUGCUUGAGAAGUUAACUCGCUAUGAGGCUAAACAAAAAGAAUAUCUUGCUACUAUAUUGCAUGAUAAGGAAUUGGCAGUUUCAGAACUCGAGGCUGCCAGAUCACUGUUUAAUAAAAAACUUGAGGAAUCAGUAGGUGAGAAGUUUGCUUUGGAAUCUAAGCUGGUCCUUGCAAAGCAGGAUGCUAUUGAUCUUGCAGUACAAGUUGAAAAGUUAGCUGCAAUUGCCUUCGAGCAGGCCACGUCACACAUAUUAGAAGAUGCUCAAUUAAGAGUUUCAGCUGCAGAAACUUCUGCUGUCGAGGCAUCUUAUGAAAUUGAAAAACAGAUCAGCGAUGCUACUGAAGGUUCAAUGCUAUCAUUUGUAGAACAAUCAAAAAUAGCUAUUGAGAAGGCAUUGGAUGUGGCUGAAAAAGCUAGUGCUCAUGCAAAUAAGGCUGUAGCUACAUUUACUGAUGAGGUAUAUCCUCUAGAUGAGAUCGCUUCUAUCCAAUCAGAAAGUGUUAAGUUGAAAGGUGUCGUCGAUGAAUUAGAAUCUCACUUAUCACUUGCAAGAGCUGAUGUUGAUAACCUUAAGUUGGAACUGGAGCAAGCCCGAGCACAGGCAACUGCAUCAGAAAUUCGAGCCAAAAAUGCUGAAAAAGCAUUGCUUGAAUUUCAAAACUCAAGUAUGGAAAAGAUAAUCCAACAGGAGGGAGAAAUUAAAUUGAUGAUGGAGAAAAUCAAGAAAGAUUUCACAGACAAGAAGAAAGCUGCUUCCAAAGCUUUCAAGGCUGAGCUUGAAGGUAUUAAGUCUGCCAUUGAAGCUGCCAAAGAAACUGCACAUUCAAAAGACAAUGCCUAUAUGAGAAGAUGUGAAGCACUGCAAAGAUUGUUGAGGGCUUCGGAAGCUGCAACAAAGAUGUGGCAACAACGAGCUGAAAUGGCUGAGUCAUUUUUAUCGAAGGAAAGAACCCUUGGUAAAGAUAAUGAAGAGGCAGCUUAUGUUGUCAAUGGUGGGAGGAUAGACCUCUUGACAAAUGAUGAGUCGCAAAAGUGGAAACUCUUGAGUGAUGGUCCUCGAAGAGAGAUACCUCAAUGGAUGGCAAGAAGAAUUGGAACCAUUCGCCCCAAGUUUCCUCCAAGAAAGAUUGAUAUAUCUGAAGUUUCAACAUCAAAGUUUAGAUCAUUGGACUUGCCCAAACUUGAAGAAGUAUGGUCAAUUGCUCAAGAAAAGCCAAAAGUGGGGGAUACACUAAUUGAGCAUGUUAUCGAGAAAGAAUCAAUAGAAAAGAAAAGAAAGGCUCUUGAACGUGCACUGCAACGAAAAACCAUACAAUGGCAAAGAACUCCGGAUCAAACAAAAUUAGAGCCCGGUACUGGCACUGGACACGAAAUUGUGUUUCAAGGUUUCAACUGGGAAAGCUGGAGAAGACGCUGGUACCUGGAAUUAGCUGCCAAAGCAUCUGAUUUAUCCCAAUCUGGGAUAACAGCAGUGUGGCUCCCACCACCAACAGAAUCUGUUGCUCCACAAGGUUAUAUGCCAUCUGACCUAUAUAAUUUGAACUCAUCUUAUGGAUCUGAGGAAGAACUCAAAUACUGUAUAGAAGAAUUUCAUUCUCAAGAUCUUCUGGCCCUCGGUGAUGUUGUACUCAAUCAUAGAUGUGCACACAAGCAGAGUCCCAAUGGUGUUUGGAACAUUUUUGGUGGCAAGCUAGCUUGGGGACCUGAAGCAAUUGUUUGUGAUGAUCCUAAUUUUCAGGGUCGAGGAAAUCCUAAAAGUGGCGACAUCUUUCAUGCAGCACCAAAUAUUGACCAUUCACAGGACUUCGUGAGGAAGGACAUAAAAGAAUGGCUAAAUUGGCUUCGGAGUGAUAUCGGUUUCGAUGGUUGGCGUCUUGAUUUUGUGAGAGGUUUCUCGGGUACAUAUGUUAAAGAAUAUAUUGAGACUUCAAAUCCUACUUUUGCUAUUGGAGAAUACUGGGACAGUUUGGCUUAUGAACAUGGGAAUUUAUGCUAUAACCAAGAUGCUCAUCGGCAACGAAUAGUUAAUUGGAUCAAUGCCACUGGUGGCACUUCCUCUGCAUUUGAUGUCACCACAAAGGGGAUACUCCAUUCUGCCCUUCAUAACCAAUAUUGGAGGUUGAUAGACCCACAAGGAAAACCAACAGGAGUAGUGGGAUGGUGGCCUUCGCGUGCUGUCACUUUCUUAGAAAACCAUGACACUGGGUCCACACAGGGACAUUGGCCAUUUCCGCGCGAUAAACUUGUGCAAGGAUAUGCAUAUAUCUUGACCCAUCCUGGAACACCUACAGUUUUCUACGACCACUUUUAUGAUUUUGGUAUUCGUGAAAUCAUCAACGAGUUAAUUGAGGCUCGACAACGUGCUGGGAUCCACUGUCGGAGCUCUGUAAAGAUCUUCCAUGCAAACAAUGAAGGAUAUGUUGCACAGGUUGGAGAUACUCUGGUAAUGAAGCUUGGACAUUUUGAUUGGAAUCCCUCAAAGGAAAAUCAGUUGGAUGGGAAAUGGCAGAAGUUUGUUGACAAAGGAUCAGAUUACCAAUUGUGGAUGAGACAAUAAUCCUAUUAAAUGGAGUUAGGAGGCCAGAUGUGAUUUUAAAUUGACCAAGAUUGAGCCAAGAUUUUCAGGGAUUUAUUGAUUUUGCAAUCUUCUUCCCCAAUUGAUGGCACUAAUGGCUCAGACAACUUCUCCUGAUUUCGCUAUAUAACCCCUAAAGGUCGCCGCUACAUCUAAAGAAGACAUUGAUGCUCAAGUGAGACGAUCAACCACCAACUAUUCAAGCUACUACUACACCAAUUGCUGAAGAACCCUAGAUUUGCAGUAUAGAAUAAAAUGUUUAUUGUUUUGCUUGUAACAACUUGAUUCUUCUUAAGAAAGGAAGAAUCGAGCUAGAUCGACAAGCAAUCUAAGAGUUCGGUUUCAUUUUUUAUC